GGGGAGUUGGCCUGAGCCCGGCACAGCCCGCGCAGACACGCGCGGGAGCAGAAACCUGGCCGGACUCCGCCGGGGAGGCCGGACCCUGGGGCGGGGCGUCUCAGGCCCCGCCCAGCUGACGUCACCCGCGGGGUGCGGGCGGGGCCGGCGGCCGCAGGAUUCAGUCUCAGUCCUUCCGAGCAGCGGCCGGAGGCGAGCAGGCGGGCCCCGGCUCCCGGCGAUGCGGCGCGCUCAGGAUGCUGCGGCGCCUGGUAGUGCUGCUGGCGGCGCUUCUCAGCCUUCUCAGCCCGCGCCACGGCUCGGGCGCGCACGGGACAGAAUUGCCCAGCCCUCCAACUGUGUGGUUUGAAGCAGAAUUUUUCUUCCACACCCUCCACUGGAUGCCCAUCUCAAAUCAGUCCAAUACCACCUACUAUGAAGUGGCGCUCCAGAGGUAUGGAAUAGAGCACUGGAAUAUCAUCCCCAACUGUAGCCAGGCCCUGGCACUGUCCUGUGAUCUCACCAUGGUGACCCUGGACUUGUACCACAGCAAUGGUUACCGGGCCAAAGUCCGGGCAGUGGAUGGCAGCCGGCACUCCAACUGGACCUUUACAAAUACCCGAUUCUCUGUGGACGAAGUGACUCUGACAGUUGGCGGAGUGAAACUAGAAAUGUCCGACGAUUUCAUCCAUGGGACCAUCGAGCUCCCCAGGCCCAAGAUAGCCCCCAAAGGCGACACAUAUGAAAGCAUCUUCCCUCACUUCCGCGAGUAUGAGAUUGCUUUUCGCAAGGGGCCAGGAAAGUAUAAGUUCACAUACGAGAAAGUAAAACAUGAAAACUUUAGCCUGCCAACCUCUGGAGAGGUGGGAAAGUUCUGUGUCAUGGUGAAACCAUCUGUCAGCUCCCGAACUAACAAAGGGAUGUGGUCGGAAGAGGAGUGUAUCGUCCUCAGUGAGCAGUAUUUCACCGUAACCAACCUCUGUAUCUUCUCUGCCCUCGUCCUGCUGCUCUGUGGAGCCCUGGCCUGCUGCCUGGCCCUCCACCUGUAUGUGCGGCGCCGGGGGAAGCUGCCCUCUGUCCUGGACUUCAAGAAGCCCAGCCCCUUCAUCCUGGUCAGCAUGCCUCCCUGCCCAGAGACCCAAGACACCAUCCACCCCCUCGACGAGGAGGCCUUCCCAAAGGUGUCCCCAGAGCUGAGGAACUGGGACCUCCAUGGCAGCACAGACAGUGGCUUUGACAGUUCCAAGCCAUCCCUGCAGUCUGAAGAUCCCCACUUCCUCCUCCCUGGGCCCCAUCCCCAGGCUGGUGGGGCCCUAGGAGAGGUAGAGCCCCCAGAGCUGGAAGACAGCUGCAGUAGCGGCAGCAGCAACAGCACAGACAGUGGGAUCUGCCUGCAGGAGCCCAACCUGAGCCCCGACGUGGGGCCCGCCUGGCAGGUAGAGGGUGACAGCAGAGGCCAGGAUGACAGUGGCAUUGGCCUAGUCCAAAACUCUGAGGGGCAAGCUGGGGACACACAGGGUAGCUUAGCCUUGAGCCAUGUCAGUCCCCCAUCACCUGAGGUGCCUGAAGAAGAAGACCCAGCCUCAGUGGCAUUCCAGGGCUACGUGAAGCAGACCAGAUGUACAGAGGAGAGGGCAACCAGGGCAGGCUGCCUGGAGGAAGAGUCCCCCUUGACAGAUGGCCCCAAAUUCAGGACGUGCCUGGAUAAUGAAGCAGGCUGGCCUCCACCAGCCCUGGCCAAGGGCUAUUUGAAACAGGAUCCUCUGGGAAUGACUCCGGCUCCCUUGGGGGCCCCAAUUGGACAAUGGGACCAGCCACCUGAGGAAUGGCCACUCCUGGGCUUGACCUACGGUGGUGAAUUAGCAACUGACUGGAGCUGGACACAUGAUCUUGCCAUUCUGGACUUGGGCAGAGACCCAAGACACCAUCCACUCCCCCGAAGAGACUUCAGCUCAGACCCAGCCUCCCUGCCAUUGAUCUUCAACCUGCAUUCAAGUGACUCCAGCUAAGUAGCUGCUUUGAUUUCAGCCAUGCCUGCACCCCUGCCUGCCCCAGAACAAGGGCCCCUAGGGCUCCCUCAGAAGUGGAGCCUGAGGCAGUCUGGCACUUUCCUGCCAGCCCACCUGGGCCAGCCCUUGCUGGCCCUAUAGUGCUAGCCAGGGUGCCUGGAUCAGGAAGAGGUCAUCUCACAGAACGGUACCAAGAGUCUGGGUGGCAUCGGCCUAUCCCGCUGACUGGGGCCCUGUAGCCUGGCAAUGCUGAGACAGGACAGGCAGAGACCUCCCCUCUCCCCGUAUCAGAAAGGAUGAUUUGCUCAGAGAAAGGAGAGGGUUUUCUGGAGUUGGGAGGCCAUCAGGCUGAAGUCAGCUCAGGCCUCUGCCCUUAGGCCUGCCAAGCCGCAGGGCCUCCAGCAGGAGGAAGGGCUGAAAGACUGGAAGCCUCUGGGCCUUGCUGCAGGGCUCAUUUCUUGGGGAAGGAAGGAAAAGGCCGAGGCUGAGUUUGAUGGUCACAUGGAGAAGCUCCCUACUGGCAGGGAACUUGUCAACAGAGGUCUUAAGGUCUAUCUGCCCCAUACAGUCACCCAGCCAAUCAGUACAUCAUUAUGGAGCUACAGGGGGACACAGGGAGCUCAGACCCUGAUUGGGGCUUCCAGCUCAGAACCCGUCCCUCUGGUGGGAUAUUUCUGGUGUCCACCUGCAGACAUGUCUCUCCCUCUCCCAAACAGGGAAGCAUCCCCUUGUGUCACUUGCCGCCAACCCCCUCACUAUCCCCACCCACUGCCCCACCAUCUUUCUGACAGUUCCAAGAAACCAUGGUAAGUUUCUAUUGGUCAAAACUCAGCCCUUCAUCCAGCCCAGGUCAGCCUCAGAGAGUCAGAGUUGGGACCUGUGCUUGUGUUUGCUGCUAAUGUCCAAUUGUGUACCCAGAGGACAGGGCCCUGGGCUGGGGUCACUGCUCUGUCAGUGUUCAGCGUAACAUUUCAUCCUCUACAUACAAAACAAGGACUCCACCUAUAGGCGGGCUUCCAUGCUGAAUGUUGGCCAGCAUCUAGGUGACAUUGCUGACCCUGCCCAACUCUGGACUGGGAGGAAGUGGACACCAGAAGCCAUCUGCCCAGAGCCAGCUUCUUUCUCAUGCCAAAGGAUAACAGAUCUAGCAGGAAGCCAUGACAUUAUGCUGAGAGAGUACCAGUGCCUGGGCCCAGGAAGCGGGUUGGUAUGGGCCCUGCUUCCUCGCAGUCCAUCUGGAGUCUGUCUUCAAGCAAAAGCAGUUUUCUGUGCACAGGCACUGGGGCUGGGAGGGGCCCCAGCCUAUGGAUGGGGCCAUCCAUAGGCUGGGGCCCCCAUCUCUUCACCUUCUGCAGACAGACAUCCUGGCCCAGGGAAUCCAGCCAUGACCCCUCCCAUUCUGCCAAGACACCCUUAGGUAACAGUCCGAUAACUGAACUCCCCCUGAAAACAGGCUCGAGGUAGCAUUCCUCAGGGGUUCCAUGAAGGCUUUAUUUAUUUAUUUUGUACAUUUAUUUAUUGAAGAGGUAGCAUAGUACAGUGAAAGAACUGCACAUCUCAGGAGCCCCGGAGUUCUAGUUCUGACUCUGCUGUUUCUAGCUGUGUGACCUUGGGCAAGUCACUUUUCCUCUUUGAGCCUCAGUUUCCUCAUCUAGAAAGUAAUGACUGACUUGUCUAAUUCUUAGGGAUGUGAGGUUCCACCAAGGAAAUGGUUGUGAGUACGCCUUGAACAGAAAGCUCUGUAAAUUAAGGGAUGUCUGGUUUUCAUUCUAAUAAAUUGUCAAAACUGCAGGGAUCGUGUGAAGCUGGUCAGGUUUCUGAUGACACGGUGGCCGGCAGAGGACUCGGUUGUUGGUAACUGGGGAUGCUAAUGAGAUGUGUGAUUAUGCUUGAAGGAAACAGGACUUAGGACUCAGGUUCAAGUUCUCAUUCGUGCUAAGAUGUAUUGUCUGUGACCUUGGUCAAAUUACUUAUCCUGUCAAAGUUUUCAUUUCCCCAUCUGUAACAUGGACUUGAUAACUCCUCAUGAGGAUGCUGGGAGGUUUAAAUGAGAUUAUGUAUGAAAACAGUUGAACACGGCACUAGGCAUGUGGUGUUUCACGCAUAAAUAGCUGUUGGCUGUUAAGGUUAUAAAGGGAAAUGGACAACUUUUCUUGGAAAUGGGUGAAAAUGAAAGCGAUGAGUAUGCAGGACUGGGCACCAUGGUGCACAUCUGCAGUUCCAGUUACGUGGGAGGCUGGGGCAGGAGGAUUGCUUGACACCAGGAGUUGAGGUUACAGUGAGCUAUGAUUGCACCAUUGCACUGCAGUCUGGGUAACAAAGCAAGACAGUCACUAAAAAAAAAAAACAAAGAGCCCUGAUGCAGAAGGGCUCUUACAGAAAAUCGAAAAGGACAUGGAAAAUACAGUGCAACAUUUUGGAUGUGAACUCUGACAACUUGGAAAGGAGAAUUUAUAAGCUUCUCCCUUCCAGGAAGACAGCAAACCAGACCUCUCUGGAGUCUUAGCACCUGCUCACCUCACCCUAGAGGUGUGUCUUGGCAUGGUGCUCAUAAGUGCGGAAGCCAUCUGCAUUUAUUCUAGAAGCAGCCUGCUCCUUCCACGAAAAGCCACACGUGGGUUUGAAUCGCUCCCGGGUCCCAGCCCAGCGGGUGGAGCAAACCCAGGCCUGCAGCUGAGCCUCCUUGUGAGCUUUACUUUGUCCCAGCUUGCAUCCCUGAGGGGGUGACCGAGGACACUUCAUCUCUUUUCACUGGUGCCAUCUCCAACCAUGUCUCUCCCCCUUUCAUUCUGACAAAAUGAUCAGUUCUGGGGAAGUACUGAUCUUAUCACCUUCAGAGAACUUGACUAACAUCAAUCACUCAGAGUUGAACCUGCUCAUACCUUGCUCUUGGAAACCUCUUAGCAAGAUGGUAAGUAGAAGUGGGGUUGGUCAUCUGCUCCUGCAAGACAGGUGUUGGAGAUGGCUGCUUCUCAGUGGAAAAGGUCCCGAGGCAGGUUGGAUCAAGACUGCCUUGAGGGGUGGAUAUAAAGGUUGAAAGAAUAAGGGGAAAUGUCUUCGAGGAAUUCGAAUACUUGACAGCUGUUCUCUAACCCUUGACGCAGCCAGGUAUGUGGGAGGAAUCAAGAGAGUUCUUCCAACCAACUGGAGCUAAUGAGACAAUUCCAGACUUCUUGGGAAUUUGGAUUAAAGUCCCCAACAGAAGGUCCAGAUUGUUUUGAGCAACCUCCUUCGAGGGCUUUUCCUGGCCGACGGAUGUGUGAUUCUGUGUUUCUGUGAGCAAAUGGAACUUCCUCUUAGUAAGGAGAGAGGGGAAAUGGGCCAGUGUUGACUGAAGAGGAAAUUCAAUUGAACUGUGUUUUCCCAACUUUGUAAAUAGCUGUGGUCAGAGUCUGCCUUGUCCUCCCGAAAUUUCUCUCUGCCCCUGCCCCAGUGCACACACUGUCACAGAAUAUACACUGUCCCUAGGAGAUUGAGUCCCACCCACAGAGCCCACCCUGCACAUCCGUGGAAAUUCUCAGAGCCCCACAUGUCAAUGGCAGAGAGAGGGGCUCUGUAGGCUGUGCCACCCACGGCAGACGUGUAACCAUGAGAGGCAGGUCCAGGCAGUCAGGGCCGAUUUUAUCUAGAGGACAUUAAAUACUAGGAAGCUUGACUCAUUAAUUUCCUGUAGUGUUCAUGGGUUUAAAGACGCAAACCCAGUUUAGGGUUUGAAGUAAACCCACAA
Messenger RNA from Nycticebus coucang (slow loris), 5715 nucleotides. It is a transcript of the gene IL10RA, whose product is annotated as interleukin 10 receptor subunit alpha. The record is from RefSeq and is a predicted model, not a curated record. Lineage: Eukaryota; Metazoa; Chordata; Mammalia; Primates; Lorisidae. Gene Ontology annotation, molecular function: protein binding. The transcript has 7 exons. The coding region runs from base 237 to 1988 and encodes 583 amino acids.